CCCCUGCGCGGGCUACCUCGGAGGUAGGGAUGGGUGGGACUUGCACGCCUCAGAUCCGCCUAGCUAAAAUGCAUCUGAAAUGCCUCUGAUUAAAGUGUGGGGUGGAAGAAGAGGGAAGGGAAGGGAGAGCCCCCCCCCCCUUUUGCAUGGCUUUACAUGCAGCAGUACCAUGCUAGAGGUCUCCACCGAGCUGCAGAAACAGGAACUAGCUGCCUAGGAAGGUUCCUCUUUCUUUUGUGCAUCACUCCGAUAUCCCGGUGCAAAAAAAAAAAAAAAACCACCCACCACCCCUGCAGUCUCCAGGCUCCUAGUUAAUCCAUACAAAACCGCCCCUCCGGCCAGUCGGACUGGGAGCAGAGGGAAGGAAAGGGACGCCUGCCACGUCUCAAACCCCCUUCCCUCCCCGCCCCUUCGUCUCCCCCUCACAAGGGCAGAUGGAUGAUGGAGACGGACAGAGAAGGUGAUGCAAGAGCAGGGAGCGCGUUUGGAGCCUGGUACCAGCUGUAGCAGCUCAGUCCACAGGACAGCUGCAUUGUCAGCGGGCAAUACUGGCCAAUCUCAGCCCUGCAGCCUGGCCCCCGGGCCCUACCCGCAUCCGCGAGCAGAGCUUUGAGCCGCUGGAGUGGAUCCCCCCCGCCCGCGUUAGUCCUUAACCACCCCUGCUCUCGCUGCAGCAGUAGCCCCCUUCACGCUCCCAGCCUCUCGUGGGUUUACGGCAGUGGGGUUUUUUUUUGUUUGGUUUUUUAAUGCUGCGUGUCCUUCUGGGCUGCGGGUGCUAAAUGCUGAGCGCUGACAGGAUGGAGGAGUUUCCAAGUGAGGAAGAGGAGCCCUGGUACGACCAGCAGGACCUGGAGCAGGACCUGCACUUGGCAGCCGAACUGGGGAAGACAUUGCUGGAGCGUAAUAAAGAGCUGGAGGAUUCGCUGCAACAGAUGUACGCAACCAAUGAGGAGCAAGUGCAGGAGAUAGAGUACCUGACGAAACAGCUGGAGAUGUUGCGCCAGAUGAACGAACAGCACGCGAAGGUCUAUGAGCAGCUGGACCUCACAGCACGGGACCUGGAGCUGGCUAAUCAGAAGCUUGUGCUGGAGAGCAAGACGUCCCAGCAGAAGAUACAAUGCCUGACGGAGACCAUCGAGGGGCUGCAGAACCAAGUGGAGGAGCUGCAGAAACAGGUGGAGGAGCUGCGGAGCUUAGAGCAGCUGCGCAUACGGCGGGAGAAAAGGGAGCGGCGCCGAACCAUUCAUACCUUCCCCUGCCUCAAGGAGCUGUGCUUGAGCCCCAGGUAUGAAGAUGCGUUCCAGGUCCACAGCUCUUCAAUGGAGCUCAACCAAAACCCUAUGGAGAGGGAGAAUGAGCGUCUCCAGGCCAUGGUGAAUUCCCUUAGGUCCCAAGUCAACCAGGAGAAGCAGCGGAAGGAAAGGGUGGAGCGCGAAUACACUGCCGUCAUCCAGGAGUACUCAGACCUGGAGCAACGGGUGUGCGAGAUGGAGAGCUGCAAACUGCGCAUCAAGGAGUUGGAGGCUGAGCUCCUGGAGCUACAGCAGAUGAAACAAGUCAAGAAGUAUCUUCUUAGCAGAGAGGACAACCUGUCUGAAGCACUUCUGGAGCCAUUAAACAAUGCCCCCGAAGCAGAUUAUAUCGACCUCUCAGAGGAAGACGGGAGUAAAACUCACAGUGCAUCCAUGACAGCAUCCCCAAAUCACCCCGUCCGGAAAAGCUGCAGUGACACUGCCCUCAACGCCAUCGUGGCCAAGGACGCCGUGAGCCGGCACGAAGGCAACUACACACUGCACGCCAACAACGUGCGCAAGCGGGGCAUGUCAAUCCUGAGGGAGGUGGACGAGCAGUACCACGCCCUGCUGGAGAAGUACGAAGAGCUCCUCAGCAAAUGCCGGCAGCACAAGGACAGCGUGCGCCACACCGGAGUCCAGACCUCCCGCCCCAUCUCUCGUGACAGCUCCUUCAGGGACUUCCGGGGAGAGGGUCACGAGCUGGAAGAGCGGAAGACAAUAGAGAAGAGCCUUAGCAAACACGUGGAGGCUGUGGACAAGCGGCUGGAGCAGAGUCAGCCAGAGUACAAGGCCCUUUUCAAGGAGAUCUUCUCACGCAUCCAGAAGACGAAAGCCGACAUCAAUGCCACCAAGGUGAAAAACAAGUCUAGCAAAUGAAUCCCACCGCCAUGAUGUUUCUUUUGCUCCCACAUGCAACCUCAACAACCAGCUCUUCUCUUUUGCUCCAGGAAAUACUGAGCAGCCCUGCUGCCUUGAGGCCUGGAGGCCUCUCACUUUGUUUUCUUGUACAGGAAGGGGGCCUACAUGGCUCAAGGGCAAGAAAGUGCCAUGGAGACUCAAGUCACUUUUGUAAGUUAGUGCUCCAAGUGAACCCAGCUGCCAGGGUUUCUGAACCUGCUGGAAAAGCUGUAUAUUGUAGUUCUAGAUAGUUUCAGAAACUUUACAAUGAAUUCCUGCAUGUAUUGCUACAGCAGCCAGAAAUCACAAACACCGGAAACCAACCAACUACCCGCCCUUUCAGCUUCUCCUCCAGCUACUGUGUUUGAUUAUCUGCAGGCAAAAGCUUGGAUCUCCUGCAGUGUCCUAGAAUGGCAUGGGUGCAGUGUUACAAAAAAGCCAUCAGAACUUCCAGAGACUGAUUCAAAACACUCAGCCCUUCUCUCUCUCUUUGGUUUACUGCAAAGGACCCACAAGUGUACCUGAGACACUUUAGUUUGACCUUUCUGUUCCCCAAAGGGCAGUAUGUUCUUCCUAUUUAAGCCAUUCUCUUAUCAGCCAGGUUUUUCAGAGAUUUACAAUGCAAACUAAUUGCAACUGGAAAAACUUGAAGAGAAAUGUAGAACUGGUUACUGUUAUGUCUUCAUCAGCCUCCCCGGAUGAGUCAGUCUUAGGACUUUAAGCGUAUACGAUAUCCUUCUUUUACACUCCAGGUGAAUCACAGUCAGGUUGAAUUCAUCUUAUGGUUGAAACUGAUGACCAGGGCUUUCCCAGAAGCCAAACAAGAAGUGCUGUUACUGGUUCAGAGAGAUACCCCUCAUCUCUAGGUUUGGGUAUUGGUCCUCUGUGCCUUGCUAUUCAAGAGAUCAUCAUUGCCCCUCCAUAUUGCCAAAUAUGACUUGUCUGGGUUUGCAAAGACAGAUUAGCAGUGACUCACACGUGGAGGGAUAACAACAAAGCACCACAUUCUUAAAGUGUUAAGAGCAGUGAUUACCAACAACAGUAUUUAUCACACUGUCCCCAGACCUUCACCAUUAAUACUCCUGACUGAGCUGACAGACAGAGUUUUCUGCUGACAAUAAUCCAACUUGGCUGAGUUGCCUUUUCCAAAGGUUGUCACCUGCCAUGGAGUUUUAAAUAUUCCAAAUUAAUUUGCCAGCAUCAGAAUCUCUCUACUCUCUUCACACGCCCACUGAGAGAUGCAGACACACACACACACACAAAAGGCCUCCCCAAUCUCAGGAAUCACCAGUAUCCAUUUCUCAGAAACCAAGAGUGGGCCUUGUUUGGUCAGACAUUUGUAUGUGGCAUCUUGCGGGGCUCAUGAAUAUAUGCAGAUAAACAGCAUUUCACUAGAGCUUCAGAUACAGACCCAGAGCGCUCAGCUGCAGGGGAGGAUCCUGACUGUUGGUAUAAGUUACUGAAGUUAUAAAUUACUGAACAGUAUUCAACAUGCACUUAAGGAAACUUUGGGCUGGACUCUGAUUUCAUUUACACCAGCUUAAAUCCCAAAGUCUCUUUUUCUGGAGUUACACUGGUAUAAACGAGAUCAGAAUCUGGCUUUUGGUUAUUUUUUAGCAUAAUUUAUCUCAUUUUCUUUUUUUCCCCCUCCAUUGUCUUAUUCUCCAAAUUCAGGACCUGACCCCGUGAGGAGCCAACCGCCCUCCGCUCCCAUUGAAAUUAGCGAGGAUUGAGCGCUCAGCACUUUGCAGCAUCAGUCCCUCGGUCUUUUUCAAAAAGCUGCCAUCAUGGCAGUUUGCAAAGGUGCGACCUCCAAACCAUCACCACUGCUGCCUCUUAGAUUGGCCUGCCAGAGGGACCCAGUUCUGCAAAUACCCUCCCCCUUCCCACCCAAUGCCAAAAGCUUCUCUCUUGCACCCUUGACAUUUUCAGAUGGCCAGUGGCCCCAAACUCUGAAGUAUUAGGAGCCAUACACAUGAUUGUGGCUACCAGUCUGGUAACCGUAUGGAGAACCUUCAUGCCUUAUUUAUAAUGGAAAGCAGUUGUUAAAAAAAAAAAAAAAAAAAAAAGUAAGCAUCAAGUAGAUUUUCUCAGAGAAUUCACCAUGCUCUUUGUUGCCACUGUCAUGAUACUUGGUGUGUUGAUUAUUAAUGUUCCUUUACCUAAAUCUUUAUACUAGGGGACUUUUGAACCUUUGUCUGUUCUAAAGUCAUCUGUUGCAUCAGUGUGAAGGGGAUCACUAUCACUUUCGGUUUCAAACACUGUAAAGUAUGAACCAGCAUCUCAGUUUAAGUGUACAUCAGAUAAAUAUAUUUAAAAAUGCUUUAUUCUCUUCCUAAAUAAAAAGAAACCCCGGUAUUCUGAAAGCUGAAA
This is a messenger RNA of Malaclemys terrapin pileata, 4565 nucleotides long. It is a transcript of the gene CDR2L, whose product is annotated as cerebellar degeneration related protein 2 like. NCBI's taxonomy places the organism in Eukaryota, Metazoa, Chordata, Testudines, Emydidae. The record is from RefSeq and is a predicted model, not a curated record. Bases 780 to 2171 code for a protein of 463 amino acids. The transcript has 5 exons.